Molecule: messenger RNA, 4218 nt
Organism: Rhodotorula graminis WP1
Lineage: Eukaryota; Fungi; Basidiomycota; Microbotryomycetes; Sporidiobolales; Sporidiobolaceae
Exons: 14
Coding region: 1-4218 (1405 amino acids)
Biological process (GO): DNA damage checkpoint signaling
Source: RefSeq, a predicted model, not a curated record
AUGUCGUCCGAGGAUGAGUUUGGCGACGACCUCGCGUGGGACGACGCAACCCUCGAGGAGCUCGCGUCGCUCGACACGCGCACGCCGGCUCAGCAGCGCGCCCAGCCUCCCCCGCCCAACCCUCCUCCUCAGCAUCGACGCGCUCCCGUCCUCCCCCCGCAUCUCGCGCCGCCGGGCCCGUCGCAGCUCGCGCCAGGCGGCACGCAGGGCGGCGCAAGCUUCCCAGGCGGCACCCAGCAGCAGCAGUACCUCGGCCCGGCCCCAAAGACGGGCAUCCUGCGCCCGCCGAAACCACCUCCGCGCUCGACCCAGGCCGCCGCCGCCUCACCAGCACCUCCUCCCGUUCGCACCGCCGCACCAGCGCUCGCAGCUCCACCCGCACCUGCGCCUGUGCCGAAGCGCCACCCGCGCCAGUCGCUCAACGCCGCCGGCGAGCCCGGCUUCGUCGACCCCAAUCCGUUCGCCGGCCGUCCUGCCGCCGCACCUCCUCCUGUCGCCGCGCCCGCCGCCGCUCGAGCACGCUCUCGCACGCCAGCGGCCGUCAAGGCCGAGCCUGAGGCGGCGCGCGGCCGGGAGCUCGGGCCGGGCCACGGGCGCGAGGCGGCCAGCCGGGACGAGGGGGACGAGGACCUCCCCGCUAUCGCGUUCGACGAGCACGGCGGCGGCGGGUACAAGGCCGAGCCGCAGCGUGGGACGACGGUCGCCGCGCCUGGCGUGCGGGGUGGAGCGAGGGCAGGCGCGCCGGCGCCGGCGCACGCGCACGCGCACUCGGCCGUCGUCGCGCAGCAAGGCGGCGCGCCUGUCUCGCCGGGGCCGGCGGUCGCGGCGCAGGACGCAGAACGGCGAGAGCUCGAGCGCUUGAGGGCCGAGAAGGACCAGCUCGCUCAACAGCUCGCGCUCGCCAAGAAGAUGCAGCAAGACCUUGAGCGGCAGGUCAUGACCAAGACGGGCGAGAACUCGGUCGUUCGUCAACGGCUGAGCAAGGCCGAGACCCUCCACCAAGUCGCCCUCAAGGCCGAGCAGCGCGACAAGGCCCUCCUCCAGGAGCAACUCGAGCAACGCGAGCGCGAGUACCGCACUCAGCUCGAGCGCUUCAAGAUGGAGGACGCCUUUCGCCGUCAAGAGCUCGCCACGGCCGGCAUCUCGGGCCCGGGCAGCGCGUCGAGCCAGCGCAUGUACGGCGCGUCGUCAUCGGCGCACCCGAACCACCCGGGCCUCAGCUCGGCACGCAGCGCGAGGUUUUACAGCCGCGCCGCCAGCGCCGCGCCGUCGCCGGGUCCUGCAGCGGGCCCUGCGCCGAGCCCGAGUGUCGACCGGGCGGGCGGCGGGUCGGCGAGGCGCCGCUCGGCGCGCACGGCGAGCGCCGCUCCCGCACCAGCGCCCGCGCCCGCGCCGUCGUUCGCCGGCUUUCAAAGCGCGUUCGGGCCGUCGACAACGACGUCGAAAGGCGCGGCGGGUGGCGCGAAGCCGAAGGAGAAGGCGGGAGGAGCGGCAGAGCGGCAGGAAGGAGACAAGGAGGAGCGCGAGGGGUCGAUGGGCCCGCCGAGGAAACGCGCGCCGCGUACGCCUGGCGGGCCGCUCGAGUCGAAGCGCAGGAGGGGCGAAGACACGACGGGCAAGGGCAAGGGGCGCCUCAUGCUCGUCGAGGAGGACGCGUUCGGCGGCGAGGCGGACGAGACGGACCUCGGCGGGUACGAGCACGGCGAGGCGCUCGUGCCCAACGGCGAGGCCGAGAUGGGUGACGACGAGGACGGCGAGGCGUGGGCGUGGGUGCCCGAGCAUCGAGACGCUCGCGGCGAGCUCCUCGCCGCCGUCUUCUCGCACACGACGCUCGCGCCCCUCGACCUCGAGCCCGCCGUCAUCCCUCCUUCGGCGCACCCGCACGCGCACGCCUACUCGAUGCGGCGCGCGACGGCGACCGGCGCAACGGCCACGGCCACGGCGACGAGCAGCUCGCGCUUCGGCACCUCGGCGCGCUCGACCGCGUCGACCUACGGCGGGCGCUACCCGUCGACCCACGCGCCGACCUCCGCCACCUCGUCGGCGCCAUCGGGCCCUGUCCCGACCUUUCACGCCCUGAUGAACCUGCGCUUCCCCUCGACGACCCCUCCUCCCCUCGUCGCCGAAUACGAGAUCCUCACGCGCGAGCUCUUCGCCCUCCUCGGCCGCCGCCUCGACCCGCACGGGCACCCGUCGUCGUCACAGUCGCACUCGACGGGCCCGACAACGGCCGCCCAGUUCGCCCUCCUUCCGCCGCACCUCGCGCUCAGCACCCGGCCCGAGGACCUUGAGACGGCGCUCCUCGCCUCGGACCUCACUCGCGCCCUCACCAAGCUCCUCGGCGUCCUCGAGCGCGCGACGCUCGUCGGGCCCAUGACGGCGCUCCUGCGCCUCCUGUCGCACCUCGUCUUCCUGUUCCCGCAUGUCGCGCACUCGUGCUGCGCCGCCGCCACCGCCGUCGCCCCGCCCGAUGCCGCCGCCGCCACGACGACGGCCCCGAGCCCAAGCUCGAAGGGCGAGCCGCUCGUCCAGCUGCUCGCGCGCAUCGUCGCACGGUACGCUCGCCCCGAGACGGCGACCAAGGAGCACGCCGGCGGGGCGGCCGCCGCUGCUGCGGCGCUCCUCGCCCGAGGCGGUGGCGGCGGCGUCAUGCUGCGCUCGCGCAAGGCGCGCAUCGCGAGGCCGAGUGCGGCGGGUUCGGCGGGCGCCGGUGGGGGCAAACGGCGCGGCGGGCGGGACGGUGCAGAGGGGGAAAAGGAGGGCGAGGCGCUCGUGCCGCUCGAGGCGGGCAAGCGGGCACGGCUGGUCGAGGGUGUGCUCGGCGUGCUCGAGGGCGUUGCGUGGCGGUGUCUCGCGUCGAGGAAGGCGGACGAGGCGAACGGGGAGGGCGACGGCGGAAGGGCGGCCGAAGAAGCCUUCAUGGCGUUCCUCAAGACGGCCAACGCGGUCGCGACGCUGCUCGACCCGAGCCAGUCGGUUGGCGUCCUCCUCAGCGGCGCUCGUCUACUCGCCCUUCUCGCCUGUCGCCCGGCGCUGUUCCGCACGCUCCUCGCCCUCAAGUUCUACGAGUCGCCCGACAUCCGCGCGAGCAAGCUCCCGCUCGUCGACCGCCUCGCGACGCUUCUCGUCAUGCCUCGAGCCGAGGCUCCCGCUGCGCACACGCUCGACCUCACCCUCCUCAGCCUCGCCUCGCUCCUCCUCACGGCGCACGAAGACGCCGUCAUGCUCGUCGCGCAGGCGGCGAGCUUCGUCCCCGAGCUGCUCGCCAAGAUGUGGCGGGACGUGCGCACGCUGUGGGAGUGGGACGGGCGCGAGGCGACCAAGGGCAGCGCCGCGCGAGACAUGCUCAACCGGACGACCACUCGGCUUUCGGCGACGAUGCACCUCCUGUACUACCUCUCGCUCGCGCCGCACUCGUCCCUCUCGAUCUCGGACCUCCUCGCCGGCCCGACCUCGGCGUCGGCGACCGCCGCAGGCGCAGGCGCAGCCGGAUCCGCCAAGGACCACGCCGCCGGCCCGGCACCGGCCUACGCUCGCCAAGCGGUCAACGAUCUCUUCAUGGUCGCGCUCGGCACGGUCGGCUUUGCGACGUUCGGCGCCGAGGAGGGCUCGGCGCAGGGCGAGGACAAGGACGGCGAGGGCGAGGGAGGGAUGCCGAGCUGGGCCGAGGAGGGGAGCGAGCAGCGGCGAGUCCUCUGCGAACUUGGCUACCUCGCGCAGGAGAUCCUCGAGGACGUGUCGCCUCUCGAGCUCGAAGAGAUCGAGGUGUGCUUCGCUCCGCCGGGCGACGGCGAUGGAGAUGACGGUGACGAGCGCAUGGCCGACGGCGAGGACGAUGGCGAGGACGAGCGGCAGUUGGCGGGCGUCGAGGCCGGGUCGACCGCUACCCGCCAACGCGCACCCCGGCACGCGUGGUCGCCACCCGCCUUUGUCCUCAUCACCUCCCGCAUGACCUCGACCGUCCAGCUCGUCACCGCCACCACCAGGGCUCGCGCGACCCACCCCGACUUGUUCUUCACGUUUCCCUGGCCCUCUCUAUUGUUCCCGAACCGCUCGUGGUCGACUCGGCACGUCGUCAAGCCUCGUCCGCCGCGCUCGUUCUCUAUACGGUCACGACACUCGGCUCGUCUUCGUCACGCGGCUUUACCGUGCACGGCGAUGUUCGAGUUCGUCUACAAGGUCGAGAAGGAGAUCGAGAAGGAGGCCGAGAAGCCAUAG